CUACUGGGAGCACUGGGAGGGACUGGAGGGGCACUGAGGGAUACUGGGAGGCACUGGGAGGGACUGGAGCCACUGGGGCCCCCACAUGCCCCCGCCCCCACAGCCGCCACGCCCGUGUGGUGCUUCACCCGAUUGGAGGAGGACGGGGGGGGCGGGGCCUGCGCCCAGCCCCUCAUCGAGGAGCCCGUCCCAUUGGCCGACUGCUGCCUCAACCCCGCCUACGGCUACAAGCUCCGCCCCCACGGCCACUGCCACACCUGCCGGCAGAGCACGUGGGGACCCUGGGGACCCUGGACCGGCUGCUCGGUGACCUGCGGGGAGGGGACCCAGCUCCGGGGACGGAGCCGCAGCCCCGGAGGGGACGGGGACAGGAGAGAGUGGCAGCUGCGAGCGUGUCACCUGCCCUGCUGUCCCGAGCCGGGGGGCUGGUCGCCCUGGUCGCCCUGGACCAGCUGCUCGUGACGUGCGGGGAGGGGGCGCAGGGAGGAGCCGCCUCUGCUCCAACCCCCCCCCCAGCUGCGGGGGGGCUGCGGGCCGGGGGGCGGCCGGGAGACCCGGAUGUGCCAGGAGGGACCGUCCACCUGUCCCGAGGACGGCGCGUGGGGGGCGUGGUCGGCCACCGCCCCCUGCCCGGUGACGUGCGGGCUGGGGGUGGUGACGCAGCGCCGCGCCUGCGACGCGCCCCCCCCCCGCCACGGCGGCCGCGGCUGCCCCGGCAACAGCACGCGCCGCGCGCUCUGCGGGCCCCGGGGGGCGUGUCCCGACCUGGUGCACUGGGGGCCGUGGGGCACCUGGACCCCCUGCGAGCGGCGGUCGUGGGGCAGCAUCAGCUGCCAGCCCGCUGCCGGGCAGCAGAAGCGGACGCGGGAAUGUGUGGGGCGCGGCCCGGGGGGCCCCCCCUGCCCCACCCAGGAGGGGGUUGGCACCAUCCAGCUCCGCGCCUGCUACAACGUCCAGCACUGCCUGCUGCAGGGAAACUGGUCGGACUGGAGCCCCUGGGGCCUCUGCAACCCCCCGUGUGGGGCCAGCCCCACACGUAGCCGCUUCCGGGAGUGCCAGCCUAUCUACCCCGCCUACCCGCUGGUGGUGACGGGGGUGACGGACUCGGCCCCCCUCAACGUCACCUUCUGGGGGCGGCCCCGGGUGCGCUGCCCCACGCUGGAGGGGCAGCAGCUGCGCCUGGAGGAGACGCGGCCCUGCCGGAACGUCACCCCCUGCCCCCCACAUGAUGACUGAGCCUCCCAACGACCUCACGGACGCACCAAAACCCCGGGAAUUCCCCCCAAACCCCACCCCCUGCUGCCCCUCCCCCCCCUCCCCAACUUUUCCCACCUCAAUAAAGACCCGGAAGCAC
Molecule: messenger RNA, 1354 nt
Organism: Chroicocephalus ridibundus (black-headed gull)
Lineage: Eukaryota; Metazoa; Chordata; Aves; Charadriiformes; Laridae
Product: properdin-like
Exons: 8
Coding region: 559-1236 (225 amino acids)
Source: RefSeq, a predicted model, not a curated record